Molecule: messenger RNA, 348 nt
Organism: Dovyalis caffra
Lineage: Eukaryota; Viridiplantae; Streptophyta; Magnoliopsida; Malpighiales; Salicaceae
Source: the annotation of a GenBank genome assembly
AUGGGUUCAUCUCUUGUGGGCUUCUGGACCCAAAGGAAAAUGGGCAUGAUGCAAGCAAUAGCUUAUAAUUUACCAAUGGCAAAAAAAUGCAUUACCAUUCUAUCUAGUAUGCGGCUGUCUUGUAGUGCAGACAUCAUGCGUUACAGCUUCAAGAGCAUGAAAUAUAUGAAUAAAUGGAUAGAAGAUAAAGAUUCUUGGGGUGUACAACUUGGGAAACAAGGUAGAAGCAUAGAGAUGGAAGCAAUUCUCAGCUCCCCAAAUUGGCAUCCGAGCAGCUUAGAUAUGGCAUGGAGAGAAGCACUACUCACAUGUCAAAAUGGAACUUCAGAUUUGAUAUCUAAAGCGUAA